AAUAAAAUUUAAAUAAAAGUACAAUGCAAGUAGCCUGUCGUGUUUAGAGGGGGGAUGCCCCCCCUCGAUUUCUUUACUUGGCAAUGCUUUGGAAGCCCGCACGUAUCACUGAGAUUUCUGCAUGCCAACCUGUGCUGUUAACCCCCUGCUUGAAAAGCUGGGGAGCUGAGCUGUGGCGCCCUCUUGAUGGCUAAACAGGUUGAAUCCCCCACUUUGGAGGGUGUUGCUACCCUCCCCGCUGCAGUCUCUCUCUCUCUCUAUAUAUAUAUAUAUAUGCAAGCAAUUGUUGCAUGAUUGUUGGGGGGUGGGUUUAAAGUUCAUAUAUGUAUAUAUUGUUGCAUGAGUUUUUGGAUUCAUAUAUGUACAGUUGCAUGGUUUUAUUAAAAAUCCGCAUAUGUCUAUAUCGUUGCAUGGGUGUUUUUAAAAAAUUCAUACAUGCAUACUCUCAUGGGUAUUUCCAAUUCAUAUAUGCAUAGUUGCACGGGUAUUCUUUUUUUAAAAAAAAAUCGUAUAUGUCUGUAUUGCAUAGGAGGGAGAGAGAGAGAGAGAAAUUUUGGUUUUUAAAAAUUAAUAUAUUUAUACAUUGCAUCGUUUUAAAAAAGAAUGCCAUAUACGUAUAUAUUGUUGCAUGCAGAUUUUUUUCUUCUUUUUCUUUUUCUUUUUUUCUUUUUCUUUCUUCUUCUUCUUUUUUUUUUAAUUUUGUGGAAUCUCUGCGCGUGACUGACAGCUCGCGGGGGCGUCGUCCAAUGGCGGAGCCCGACGGGGUGAGUCCCGUCUCCCAUUGGCUGGCGGGAGUGUGGGAAAGAAUGUGGAGAAGCUUUCACACGAAUUGGGAAGCGCCUCCGGCUAUAAAGGCGCAGGGGGGUCCCUGCAGCCUCGCAGCCGCCCGCCCGCCCGCGCUGCCCUCUCCUCCCGCUACAAAAAGCCAGGCUCAGCCAGCGCUGCAGCCGCCGCGGGCGUGCCUGGAGCCUUGCCCGUGCACCCUCGCCUCGGACGCCGGCUUGCUCGCCAGAGGGAGGCUUCCCCGCUCCCGAUGCGGUGGGGCCGGCAGCAGCAGCAGCAGCAGCAGCAAACUCCCUGAACGGCUGAGCUCAGGAAGCAGCAGCAGCAGCAGCAAACUCCCUGAACGGCUGAGCUCAGGAAGCAGCAGCAGCAGCAGCAAACUCCCUGAACGGCUGAGCUCAGGAAGCAGCAGCAGCAGCAGCAAACUCCCUGAACGGCUGAGCUCAGGAAGCAGCAGCACGCCUCUGCGCCUGCACCCGCGUCGGAUGUACAGUGUCUUCCAGCCGCCGGUCCGCCUCGCCUGCUCUGGGUGCCGCCGCCGCGUUGGUUUCCUUCCCAGUUUGGCUGCCGCGUUUGCACCGCCUUCCAAGGACUGCAGACAUGCCGGCUGACACCAUGGAGAAGCCGACCGCCUCCCCCAUCGCGGGGGCCCCGGCCAGCUCCAGCCAGACCCCAGACAAGCCCAAGAGCGCCAGCGAGCACAGAAAGUCUUCCAAACCGAUCAUGGAAAAGCGACGGCGUGCCAGGAUCAACGAGAGCUUGGGCCAGUUGAAGACGCUCAUCCUGGACGCUCUGAAGAAAGAUAGCUCCCGACACUCCAAGCUUGAGAAAGCAGAUAUCCUGGAGAUGACCGUCAAGCACCUGCGGAACCUCCAGCGGGCUCAGAUGACAGCCGCCCUGAGUGCCGAUCCUACUGUUCUAGGCAAAUACCGGGCCGGAUUUAACGAGUGCAUGAAUGAGGUCACCCGUUUCCUCUCCACCUGCGAAGGGGUGAACACGGAUGUCCGCAGCCGGCUGCUGGGCCACCUCUCGGCUUGUCUGGGUCAGAUUGUGGCCAUGAAUUACCCUCCGCCGCCGCCGCCCCCGCCGCCGUCGGCCACCAGCGGGCAGCCGGCCCAUCUGCCUCAACCUCUGCACGUCCAGCUGCCCGGCCCGGCGGGAGCGGCCGGGGCCAUGCCGGUCUCCUGCAAACUGAAUCCUGCCGAAACCCUCUCCCCGAAGGUCUAUGGGGGAUUCCAGCUGGUGCCAGCUACCGACGGGCAGUUUGCUUUCCUCAUCCCUAACCCGGCUUUCCCGCCUGGCACCGGGCCAGUGAUUCCGCUCUAUGCCAACGCAAACAUGCCCGUCUCCUCGGGCAACUCCACAGCGACGCCUUCGGCGUCCCCCGUGCAAGGACUCACGUCUUUUGGGGGCAACUUGGCCCCCGUUUCCCAAGCCGGAGGGGAGCGCAGCGAAUCUGUCUGGAGACCCUGGUGACUGCCGUCGGACACACGGUCCCCACAAAAGACUCUGAGAAUAUAUUUGGUUCCGUUGUAUGGAACUUGGAUUUCUGUUUUUGUUGGUUUGUUUUUUAUUUAUUUGUUUCCAAAGGUUGGGAUUUCAGUUUGUAUUUUUUACUCCCCCCUUUUUUUUUAAUUAAAGAAAAAAACCCACAAAUUAAUACGUGUUGGUUUAUGUGAAAUAAUUCCCGUUUAAAAAGAAAGUCUUAGUUUUGUAUCGAAUAUUCCCACAUAUUAUGCCAAAGCUUCUUUUUCGUGAGUCUGUGUACGUCUGAGCUUUUUGAAAGUGUUGGAAGGUGUUUGUACAAAUAAAAACUUUCUUGAACUAGAAA
Hemicordylus capensis (graceful crag lizard) is the source of this 2614-nucleotide messenger RNA. It is a transcript of the gene HES4, whose product is annotated as hes family bHLH transcription factor 4. Gene Ontology annotation, biological process: anterior/posterior pattern specification; regulation of transcription by RNA polymerase II; regulation of neurogenesis. Gene Ontology annotation, molecular function: DNA-binding transcription factor activity, RNA polymerase II-specific; protein dimerization activity; RNA polymerase II cis-regulatory region sequence-specific DNA binding. The transcript is spliced from 4 exons. The record is from RefSeq and is a predicted model, not a curated record. Bases 1384 to 2259 code for a protein of 291 amino acids. Lineage: Eukaryota; Metazoa; Chordata; Lepidosauria; Squamata; Cordylidae. Gene Ontology annotation, cellular component: nucleus.